Molecule: messenger RNA, 747 nt
Organism: Symbiodinium pilosum
Lineage: Eukaryota; Dinophyceae; Suessiales; Symbiodiniaceae
Source: the annotation of a GenBank genome assembly
AUGUGCUGCCGCGCCCUGGCGACCGGGUUCUUCUCCUUGAGCAAUAAAUAUUGGCUCAAUUUCAAGCUAGCAGACGGAAGCAAGACGCUAGAAGUCCGCGGAACACCUGCUGCUGCUGGGGGCACCUGGCUAAGCGCCCGGGGCCGCAUCCAGGCGUGGGCUCGCAUCGGACAUGUUCGAUUAGACACAUUUGGCGACUUUGCCUCUGAGGUGGGGCGCCACUGCAUCCACACGAAUGACUUGCCGUAUGAGAGAACGUGGUUAUGGCCAAUCACAGACUUUCGUGUAUUUGCAGAACCGGUUGCGCACAGUCGGGAGCCAGGGCCGGUGACUUGGCGUCGCUUUGCAGCGCCUCGGCCGAACCGACUUGUAAAUGUGUCGCUGUCUCCUCGCAACAGUCGAUAUCUCCACAUGCAGCGGGGAGGCGGCGAAAAUGAGUCGAAACGGGCCAAUGGGUCGGAACUGAAUGACCGGGGAAGCUGCCCGCUCUGCAGCGCGGAGUCCCUGACGAGAGAACUCGGAAUUCGUGGUGGCCAGGACCUUACGUCUGCCUUGACUCGUCUGAAGGACCAGUCCGCGGUGGAUUUCACAUUGGCGCUCGAGCGCUCUGACCGCCUCGGCAACGCGGCCAUCUGGAACGACUUCCAGGCGCGAGUCGCGCGCACCAAAAGGCUUGUGACCUUGGCUGCUGCGUGGCAAAUUGUGGAUGCCGCUGCUCCUCCUGCAGCAGCAGAUCACCGUGACUGA